Molecule: messenger RNA, 2856 nt
Organism: Paramacrobiotus metropolitanus
Lineage: Eukaryota; Metazoa; Tardigrada; Eutardigrada; Parachela; Macrobiotidae
Product: ectonucleotide pyrophosphatase/phosphodiesterase family member 3-like
Exons: 11
Coding region: 228-2714 (828 amino acids)
Molecular function (GO): hydrolase activity; nucleic acid binding; metal ion binding
Source: RefSeq, a predicted model, not a curated record
GUAACUAUUAUCAGUGUGAUAGACCUCCUAUCGAUUGAUACUUUACUUUGUCGCAGGCAGCAAUUUUCUUACCACGCCAGUGUUAUUAUCAACAAGUUCGUGCCAAACGGUGUGUAAUCUGGAAGUGUCAAAUCAGCGAGUUAUGCAUCUAAUUUCCUGUCUUGUGGUGUCUGUCAGAAACCCUGAAAGAGCAGUUUAGGCAACAUUGCACUCCAGUUUUACGUAAAAUGCCUCAUGAUCUGGAAAAUGACCCGACAGCGAUUGCGCUAAGUGGGAAUCAUCUGCACACCCAUCCCGACUGGACACGAGGAAAGCAAAAACGAAAAUGGAUACGAAUUUUAUUAGUUAUUAUUGCCUGUGUCGUUUUCCUUUUAAUUGGACUAAUAAUCGGGUUAUUCAUUCCUCGUGAUCCUGCAACUUCCAUAUCGGAGAGCAAUGAAACGUCAACGGCGCCUUCCACCACCGUGACAUCCGCUGGAAAUGCCACUUCGUGGAGAAAAACACCAUGCACGGCACCGGAUAAUAGCCAAUGCCCUAAAGGCUAUCGGGAGCGGCCUCCGUUGUUGGUCGUAUCAACCGAUGGAUUUCGCGCGGAAUAUUUGUCGCGACAGCUGACGCCCGCCCUGGAGCGCAUUCGCUCCUGCGGAGUGUCGGCUCCAUCGAUGCGGCCCACCCAUCCGGCCAUCACCUUCCCCAAUCACUACAGCAUCGCCACAGGUCUCUUCGCCGAAUCUCACGGUAUUGUGGACAAUACAUUCUAUGAUCCCAUCUUGAAGGCGCAGUUUAACUACAAGAGUUCGGAGAGUGUCGGACAGUCACGCUGGUGGAACGGAGAACCGAUAUGGGUCACUGCGAGAAAGCAGGGCAAACGCGCUAAUGCUUAUUUCUGGGUGGGAACGGAGGCUGAAAUUCAAGGAUACCGGCCGAACGUGUAUCUACCGUUCAACGGUUCCACUCCCUUCGAAGACCGUGUCGACGCGGUAUUGUCCUGGUUAUCUUCUCCGGAUGACCUCCGUCCAGAUGUCACGAUGCUGUACUUCGAAGAGCCAGAUUCCGGAGGGCAUCGCUAUGGAACUCAGAGCCCGCAGGUGAAUGCCUCCUUAGACAGGAUGAACUCUGUCUUCGAUCGACUUAUGCAAGGCCUGCACGACCGAGACAUUUUGCCUUGCGUCAAUAUUAUCCUGGUCUCCGACCACGGGAUGGAAGAUGCUGACUGCGAUAAAGCUUUUUAUCUUGUCCCGAUGCUGCAAAACAACUCUGCAACGUCUUCCCUUACCAGCAACGAUAUUUUUGUUUACGGUGGCGUGCACGCGCGUAUAUCACUGAAGGAAACCUCGCCGUUUGCCGCUGAUGACCUUUAUGCCGCUUUACAAUGCCCAGCUAAGACACCGUCCAGUUCUUUUCCUCCCUAUCAAAUAUACAAAAAAGAACAGCUCCCGCGUAGACUCCACUAUACGAAUACACCACGCGUGGAACCGUUGGUAAUGAAUCUGAAAGCGCGCUCAUCGGUGUAUGCAUCUCAGAACCCGAUGUACACCUGUACCGGCGUCAGUGGUAUACAUGGGUACGACAAUUUAUAUGAAAGUCAACAGUCAAUUUUUAUGGCAAUGGGACCAUCUAUUAAAUCGGCCGUUGAAAUUGAGCCAUUUCGGAAUGUGGAGCUGUAUAACUUUAUGUGUGAUCUGCUGAACAUUUCGCCAGCGUCAAACAAUGGAACAUACGGUAGUUUGCAUGGAUUACUCAAAGAGCGAAAAUCCGCUCCCACCGUAAGCAAGUCGAAAGUGGAUGUGCCAAUUUUCCCACAAUCAGAAGCGGAAUUCGCUUCAAGAGGAGAUGAUACCUGCUCGCCAGCUCAAGCCUGUUUUACGGGAAGUAUGGCAGAAGCUGAUAUGUCACUGAAUAUUUCAAAUGCGGAAAGUGUUGCGCUUCUUGCCUAUCAUGCGCCUUUUGGGGUCCCCCAGUUUGAGUCGAGUGAAGAAUCAGCGAUUCGAUUGUUGGUUAAUCCAGACUACAUUGUUGCUUACGAUGUUGCCAGACAAAGGCCGAUCUGGAGCAGCUUCCGCAUUCAGCCGAACAGCACUCGCACACUUACAAAUCCUCCAAGUCUGGACUGCAUACGAACUGAUGUCCGGUUAGUAAGUUCAGAUAAACCGACUUGUCAAGCUCUCAGAAAUGCUUCGUUCGGGACUAAACCAGCAAACUUGGUGCCAUCAGGCACACGUUUGUCAGGAAUUAACAAUAUCCAGUUAAUCUCUAAUAUGAUUCCCAUGUUUGAUAAUUUUCGUAACGGUGUGUGGAAGAGCUUUUGGAACGUUGUGAACGGGUGGAUUGACCAUGGUUGGAAAUUAAAUGUCCAACUGGGACCGUUGUUUGAUCAUCAAUAUCCGUAUGGCGUUGCCGAUACAGAAAAUACAAAAAAAUCGGAAAUCCAUUAUCCAUCACAUUUCUACGUAAUUGUGACACGGGAUAAUAGAAAAACGCAAUGUGUUGGAAAGGAGUGUUUAACAGAUAUACUAGCAUUCAUGCUCCCACAUUCCAACGAUGUGCAACAUUGUCAGGAUGAUAGAUCGUAUAUCCUGACAAACAGUGCAACGGUGACGGAUAUUGAAAGUGCCACGAUGAUGCGCUUUUAUACUGAUCUUCCAGUUUACGAAAGUAUUAGAUUACGAACUCUUUUGCGAACGAAACUCUGGGGCUCCGAGAGCGGGCUGUGAAUGCCUUACAAGCACCCAAAACCGUUUUGAACUUUUAAGUCAAUAAUUUUGUAAUUCCAAGCAUUUCUGUGCCCUCUCGUAUUGAGAAUGUAUUACACAAAACUUUGACCAAAGAUCAGAGGCAUUAAAUUACGGUAACCGG